Messenger RNA from Auxenochlorella protothecoides, 1407 nucleotides. RefSeq lists its product as hypothetical. The coding region runs from base 1 to 1407 and encodes 468 amino acids. The record is from RefSeq and is a predicted model, not a curated record. NCBI's taxonomy places the organism in Eukaryota, Viridiplantae, Chlorophyta, Trebouxiophyceae, Chlorellales, Chlorellaceae. Gene Ontology annotation, molecular function: oxidoreductase activity. The transcript has 6 exons.
AUGGCCGCCAAUGGCAUCGAAAAGGCCGAGGAAGCCGGUGGCCUGGCCUGCACCGAUGUCACGCCCGAGGGCUUCCUCUUCGACAUGGGCGGUCACGUCAUCUUCUCCCACUACCAGUACUUUGACGAGCUGCUGGACACGGCUGUGGGCAGCGGCAAGGACGCCUGGAACACACUGGAGCGCGUGUCCUACGUCUGGCUGAAAAACCGGUGGGUGGCCUACCCCUUCCAGAAUAACAUCUCCGCCCUGGACAAGGAGGACCAGAUCCGGUGCCUGGCUGGCUGCGUGGAGGCCAAGGUGGCCAACGCGGUGGCCCAGGGCAAGCCCGCCAACUUCGACGAGUGGAUCCUACGCGUCAUGGGCCCCGGCAUCGCCGACCUGUUCAUGCGCCCCUACAACUUCAAGGUCUGGGCGGUGCCCACCACGCUCAUGCAGUGCGAGUGGCUGGGUGAGCGUGUGGCCACGGUGGACGUGGAGCGCGCCAUCAACAACGUCAUCCACAACAAGGAGGACGCGGGGUGGGGGCCCAACGCCGUCUUCCGCUUCCCCACCGAGGGCGGCACGGGCGGCAUCUGGAAGGCCGUGGCCGCGCUCCUGCCCGCGGAGCGUCAACGCUACGGUCCCGCCCAGACUGUGACCAGCAUCGACAAGGCGGCCAAGACGGUGACCUUCCGGGACGGGCGCAAGCUGGCCUACGACACGCUGAUCAGCACCAUCCCGCUGGACAUCUCCCUGGGCUGGCUGGGCCGCGAUGACCUGGCCAAGGGCCUGCAGUACUCCUCCACCCACAUCGUGGGCAUCGGCAUCCGCGGCAAGUGCCCCCACGGCCUCAAGUGCUGGCUCUAUUUCCCCGAGGACGACUGCCCUUUCUACCGCACCACCGUCUUCUCCCACUACGCGGCCAAGAACUGCCCGGAGGGCGGUUCCAAGCUGCCCACGCUGUGCCUGGCCAACGGCGAGGACCCUGCCUCGGGCGAGGCCACCGAGGGGCCCUACUGGUCGCUCAUGUUCGAGAUCAGCGAGUCCCAGUACAAGCCCGUCAGCAUGAAGGACACCAAGCUGGGCGGCAGCGCAGGCACCUGGCCCGAGAUCGUGCGCGAGACCUUGAUCGGCGCCAUCAACACCAAGCUGGUGGAGGCCGGCUCUGAGAUUGUCUCCAUCUACCACCGCAGGCUGGAGCACGGGUACCCCACGCCCUCGGUGGGCCGCGACGCGGUGCUGAAGCAGGCGCUGCCCGAGCUCAAGGCCGCGGGCAUCUGGUCGCGCGGCCGCUUUGGCUCCUACAAGUACGAGGUGGCCAACCAGGACCACUCCCUGAUGCUGGGCGUGGAGUCCGUGGACAACAUCCUGUUUGGCACCCAGGAGCUGACGCUGGAGUACCCCAAUAUCGUCAACCCCCGCAAGUGA